Messenger RNA from Caenorhabditis elegans, 1539 nucleotides. RefSeq names its product Major facilitator superfamily (MFS) profile domain-containing protein (gene F10C2.7). Gene Ontology annotation, molecular function: transmembrane transporter activity. The transcript is spliced from 5 exons. Lineage: Eukaryota; Metazoa; Nematoda; Chromadorea; Rhabditida; Rhabditidae. Gene Ontology annotation, biological process: transmembrane transport. Gene Ontology annotation, cellular component: membrane. The coding region runs from base 55 to 1431 and encodes 458 amino acids. The record is from RefSeq and is marked reviewed.
UAUAACCAAUACGAAUCCCUCAUUGUUAAAACUAUAUUGUUCAGAUUGAAGAUGAUGAACCCUGUUAAGCAUCGGUUCCGCUAUAUUGUCGUCUUUCUUGGUUUGGCAUGUCUUACUUCAAUUCUUUCAAAUUAUAUUAUUAUUAAUUUCACAUUUAUCUGUAUGAAAGAUGAUCCUACUGGAAUUGAAACUACUGAAAAUGGGACAAUUUACAACAGGUAUGACUAUUCAGUUGCUGAGAAAAGUGCAAUAGUUUGGGCUGUGGCAAUUGGUACAAUACUUGGAACAGGUCCAAUUAACUACUCCUAUGUUAGAUUUGGAGCUCGUAUUCCGUUUUUUAUUGCUGGAAUUGUAUCAGCUUUUGCAACAGUGCUAACUCCAUAUGGUGCAUAUCUUGGUUUACCGUAUCUAUUGGCACUAAGAUUCGCUCAGGGUCUUGCUUAUUCCGCCGACUUUGCAGCUAUUGGAAUUGUAUGUGUCCGAUGGGCUCCACUUGCUCAAACCGGACUCUUUAUUUCAAUUCUAACAAGUUUCAGCCCAGCAGCCACAGUGAUGACAAAUGCCGCAUCUGGCUGGUUGUGUAAAUCGUCAUAUGGAUGGCAGUCUGCAUUCUAUGUUCACGCAGCUGCUGGUUUUAUCAUUUUUGCUGCAUGGCUCUAUUUUUAUAAUGAUGAUCCACAAUUGAACCAAAAAGUGUCAGCAAAAGAGUUGACAACUAUUCAAAAAGAUAAAACAAAAGCACAUAUUGAGAGGGAUUCGUUUGUUCCGUAUUGGGAAAUUUGCAAGAAUCGAGUUAUUUUGACUGUUUGGAUCAACUCUUUCUUUGAAAUGACUACUUUGAUUCUUCUAUUGACCUAUUCUCCUAUAUAUUUCCGUAAAGUCCUUGACUUUAGUGUUGUCGAAACUGGAAUGUUGAUAUCCUUGUCGGCAGUAGCUCAUAUGCCAGCUAAACUCUUAUCUGGAUGGUUAUCAGAUCGUCAAUUCCUUUCUGAACGUGUUCGAAUGUGGUUCUUCAAUACUUCAUCAGUCGGACUUGCUGGAUUCAUGUGUGUCAGUUUGGCAUAUAUUCCUGUCUCAUGGAAGUAUACAAGUGUUAUUAUGUUCAGUAUUGUCUACACUUUGAUGGGAACAAAUUGUGGUGGAUUUUAUAAAUGUGGAACAUUUGCGUCACGUCAAUAUGCUCACUUUGUGCUUGCGAUGAUUCAAUUUAUGAAAUGUAUUGCCUUAUUUGCUGCUCCAGCAACAGUUGCCAUAUUUGUAUCAGAUGAAUCAUCUCAUACUCAAUGGGGUCAUGUAUAUAUUCUCAAUGGUUUACUUAUGUUUAUUGCCAAUAUUUUAUUCUUUCCAAUGGCAACUGAUAAACCACAAUCAUUCACAUUUGUCACACGAGAGACGAUUGAAGAAGAGAAAAAGAAACAUCAAUUUGCUUGAUUAAUUCGAAAAAAGAAUUAAAUAUUACGGUUAUGUAUAUAGAUUAAUGUCGAAAUUAAAUUUAUAUUCCGAACAUUUCACCCAAUAAACAAUUGUUCUUCGUUCAAU